Spea bombifrons (plains spadefoot toad) is the source of this 5393-nucleotide messenger RNA. It is a transcript of the gene TOP2A, whose product is annotated as DNA topoisomerase II alpha. Gene Ontology annotation, molecular function: DNA binding; DNA topoisomerase type II (double strand cut, ATP-hydrolyzing) activity; ATP binding. Gene Ontology annotation, biological process: sister chromatid segregation; DNA topological change; resolution of meiotic recombination intermediates. Bases 153 to 4883 code for a protein of 1576 amino acids. Lineage: Eukaryota; Metazoa; Chordata; Amphibia; Anura; Pelobatidae. The record is from RefSeq and is a predicted model, not a curated record. The transcript is spliced from 35 exons. Gene Ontology annotation, cellular component: nucleus.
UUUUUCCGACCGCCGCUGAUUGUCGGCUGGUUUUAGGCGCGCGAGGAGAUUUGAAGUGCGUGAGGUAACGGUCGGCGCGUUUAUUCAGAAUCUUGUGAGCGGCGGUUCGGGGUUAGAAGACUUUACGGAGAAUACCGGGAGAAGCAAAGGCCAUGGAGACUGAACCUUUGAGACCACUCUUUGAGAACAAGACUUCAGUGGAUAAAGUAAAGAAACGUGAUGACAAGCGGCUUUCUGUUGAGAGAAUCUAUCAAAAGAAGACACAGUUGGAGCAUAUAUUGCUCCGUCCGGAUACCUACAUUGGCUCGGUGGAGCCAGUUACUCAGCAAAUGUGGGUAUAUGAUGAAGGGGAAGGACUAAACUGCAGGGAUGUGACAUUUGUUCCUGGCUUGUAUAAAAUCUUUGAUGAAAUUUUGGUAAAUGCCGCAGAUAACAAGCAAAGGGACCCAUCUAUGUCCUGUAUAAAGAUCACAAUUGAUCCUGAGAACAAUACAAUUAGUGUGUGGAAUAAUGGGAAAGGUAUUCCUGUUGUUGAACACAAGGUAGAGAAAGUUUUUGUUCCUGCCCUGAUCUUUGGACAGCUGUUGACUUCUAGUAAUUACGAUGAUGAACAAAAGAAAGUUACAGGCGGCCGUAAUGGUUAUGGUGCCAAACUGUGUAACAUUUUCAGUAACAAGUUUACUGUGGAAACGGCUUGUCGAGAAUACAGAAAGAUUUUUAAACAGUCCUGGAUGAACAACAUGUCGAGCACCACAGAAUCAAAAAUUAAGUCAUUUGAUGGAGAAGAUUACACUUGUAUCACUUUCCAACCAGACCUGAGUAAAUUUAAGAUGCAGAUUCUGGACAAGGAUAUUGUGGCUCUGAUGUCACGAAGAGCAUAUGAUGUUGCUGGAUCUUCCAAGGGUGUCAAAGUCUUCCUAAAUGGAACUAGACUUCCUGUGUCUGGCUUCCUUAGUUAUGUGGACUUAUACAUUAAGGAUAAGUUGGAUGAGACUGGUAACCCACUGAGAGUGCUGCACGAGGUGGUCAAUGAUCGCUGGGAGGUCUGCUUGACCAUGAGUGAAAAGGGCUUCCAACAAAUAAGCUUUGUCAACAGCAUUGCUACCACAAAAGGUGGCAGGCACGUUGACUAUGUUGCUGACCAGAUUACAACUAAACUUAUUGAAGUAGUAAAAAGGAGGAAUAAGGGUGGCAUCUCGGUGAAGCCUUUCCAGAUAAAAAAUCAUAUGUGGAUCUUUGUGAAUGCUUUGAUUGAGAACCCAACAUUUGACUCUCAGACAAAGGAGAACAUGACGUUGCAAUCAAAAAGCUUUGGGUCUAAAUGUCUGUUGUCUGAAAAGUUUAUUAAGGCUGCAAGCAGUUGUGGGAUUGUAGAAAGCAUCUUGAACUGGGUGAAGUUUAAAGCUCAGAGUAUGCUAAAUAAGAAGUGUUCUGCUGUGAAGCACACAAAGAUCAAGGGUGUACCAAAACUAGAUGAUGCCAACGAUGCUGGUAGCAAACACUCUCUUGAUUGCACACUUAUCCUGACUGAAGGAGACUCGGCCAAAACAUUGGCUGUGUCUGGUCUCGGUGUGGUGGGAAGAGACAGAUAUGGAGUGUUCCCACUUAGAGGCAAACUUCUCAACGUCAGGGAAGCUUCUCACAAGCAGAUUAUGGAGAAUGCUGAAAUAAACAACAUCAUUAAAAUUGUAGGACUGCAAUAUAAGAAGAAAUACGAGGACACAGAGUCUCUGAAGACUCUUCGCUAUGGAAAGAUCAUGAUCAUGACAGAUCAGGAUCAAGAUGGUUCCCACAUCAAGGGAUUGCUAAUCAACUUCAUCCAUCACAACUGGCCUUCUCUGCUCAAGCAUCGCUUUCUGGAGGAGUUUAUCACUCCCAUUAUCAAGGUCUCUAAAAACAAGCAGGAGCUCUCAUUCUACAGUAUCCCAGAAUUUGAUGAGUGGAAGAACAGCACAGACGGUCACAAAAGCUGGAAAAUAAAGUACUACAAAGGUCUGGGGACGAGCACAUCCAAAGAGGCUAAAGAAUAUUUUGCUGAUAUGGAGAGGCAUCGGAUUCUUUUCAAAUAUGAUGGCCCAAUGGAUGAUGCUGCGAUCACCUUGGCCUUUAGCCGCAAGAAGGUGGAUGACCGCAAGGAAUGGCUGACCAAUUUCAUGCAAGACAGAAGGGAGAGGAGGCUGCAUGGUCUGCCUGAGGAUUUCUUGUAUGGGAAAACCACCAAGUACUUAACCUACAAUGACUUUAUUAACAAAGAACUUAUUUUGUUCUCAAAUUCUGACAAUGAGAGAUCCAUCCCUUCACUUGUUGAUGGUUUGAAGCCUGGCCAGAGAAAAGUUUUGUAUACCUGCUUCAAAAGGAAUGACAAGAGGGAGGUAAAAGUGGCCCAGCUGGCUGGCUCUGUAGCAGAGAUGUCUGCGUACCAUCACGGUGAGACAUCCUUGAUGAUGACAAUCAUCAACUUGGCACAAAACUUUGUGGGCAGCAACAAUAUCAACCUUUUGCAACCCAUUGGUCAGUUUGGUACCAGAUUGCACGGUGGAAAAGAUGCUGCCAGUCCUCGAUACAUCUUCACCAUGCUGAGCACACUGGCUCGACUUCUCUUUCCCCCGAUGGAUGAUAGCGUUUUAAAAUUUAUUUAUGACGAUAACCAGAAGGUCGAACCUGAGUGGUACAUUCCUAUCAUACCCACUGUCCUGGUAAAUGGUGCCGAGGGCAUUGGUACCGGCUGGUCUUGCAGAAUACCAAACUAUGACACCCGAGAGAUUGUAAACAACAUUCGCAGACUGCUGGAUGGAGAAGAUCCUCAGCCAAUGCUUCCCAGUUAUAAGAAUUUCAAAGGUGUAAUUGAAGAGCUUGGUCCAAAUCACUACGUUAUGAACGGUGAAUUGUCUGUGCUGGAUACAACAACCAUAGAAAUAUCAGAGCUUCCAAUCAGGACAUGGACCCAGAAUUACAAAGAGCAGGUUUUGGAGCCUAUGUUGAACGGGUCAGAAAAAACUCCUCCUCUAAUCACAGACUAUAAGGAGUACCACACGGACACCACUGUGAGGUUUGUCAUCAAGAUGACAGAGGAGAAGUUAGCAGAGGCUGAAGCAGCUGGCCUCCACAAAGUCUUCAAGCUUCAAACCCCUCUCACGUGUAACUCUAUGGUACUUUUUGACCAUGUGGGUUGCUUAAGAAAAUAUGAAACCACCCUGGACAUUUUGAAGGAAUUCUUUGAGCUGCGCCUUCGUUACUACGGACUAAGGAAGGACUGGAUGGUGGGAAUGUUAACAGCAGAAGCCUCUAAGCUUACUAACCAAGCAAGAUUCAUUCUUGAGAAGAUUGAGGGCAAGAUUGUGAUUGAAAACAAGCCCAAGAAGGAGCUAAUCCAACUACUUAUCCAGAGAGGGUAUGAUUCCGACCCCGUCAAGGUUUGGAAGCAAACUCAAGAGAAGGAGGAAGCUGGAGAGAUGAUUGAGGAGGAAGAGGAAGAAGCAGAAGCUAAAUCCUCAGGGCCAGAUUUUAAUUACCUUCUCAACAUGCCCUUGUGGUAUCUGACCAAGGAGAAGAAGGAUGAGCUCUGCAAGCAGAGGGAUACUAAGGUUGGUGAACUCAACGAUAUAAAGAGGAAGUCACCUGGUGACUUGUGGAAGGCGGAUCUUGCUGCUUUUAUCGAGGAACUAGAUCGCGUAGAGGCCAAAGAACGGGAAGAUGAGCAAUCCUCCCGUGCUGGAAAAGUGGUGAAGGGUAAGAGCGGAAGACCUCAAGUGAAGAAAAUGCAGUUACAAGAGAUCCUUCCAUCUCCUCAUGGCAGACGGGUUAUCCCAAGGGUCACUACAGCUAUGAAAGCAGAGGCCACAAGGAAAAUUAAACGGCGGGUAAAGGGUGAGGAUAUUGCAAAGAAGAUGGAGUUUGGUGAUGGUGAGAAUGAAGACUCUGUGAAUUCUCCAGAAAACAGUCCAGAAUCCAUAAGCCUUGCAGAAAGGUUGGCUAAGAAAAUGAAAACAGAACCAGGUACAAAAGCUGUAAAGGGGAAGAAGCAGGCUACUCUACCUUUCAUGCCAGUGAAGAAAGAGCCCGAGCCUGCAAUGUUUGUUUCAGGCAGUAACUCUGAAGACGAGGUAGUGCCACGUGCUGCUCAGCCGCGUCGUGCUGCUUCGAGCGUAAGAUACAAUCUGUACUCUGGUGACGAAAGCGAGGAGGAGAGUGGUACUAAGAAAUCCCAGGACAUGAGUGAUGAUGAUUUUGCUGGUAAUCUCAGUGCACCCUCAGACUCUGAGGACGACUCAUUUGUGAUCCCCAAACCUGCUCGCAAACCCAGGGCUGCACCCAAGAAAACAGAAAAAUCCAAAAAGGCUGAUAGUCCAGAGAACCCCCCUGCACAGCCACAGAAAGCCAUAGCUCCAACAGCAGCUCCUUCAACUGGUCAGGUAAUUGCAGUUGACAGUGAUGAUGAGGGCUCAGUAAAACCAAGCCUGUCUGUUGCUCCAGCCCCAGCAGCAGCUGAGAAACCUGCACCCAAGAAGCGUGUGAAGAAAGCUGGCCCUGCACCUACAAAGAAAGACAAUCAGCCAUCUAUUUUGGAUGCUCUUUCCAAACCAAAGCCAGCAAAAUCCACUGCAGCAAAAAAAGCUCGCUCCAGUUCCGAGGAUGGCAAUCCUGCUCCCAAGAAAACUACAAAAACCACAAAAUCUCGCAAGAGGAAGACCUCUGAAACUGACGACUCUGGCUCAGAUUUUGGACCUAGGAAGAAAACCACAGCAGUCAAAAAAAUGAAGCCUGCAGCUGAAGACUUCUCUUCUGGUUCUGAUAGCGGGGGAAAUAUUGUUCCCCGUGCACGGCCUGGACGUGCUAAGAAAGCGGUCACAUACCUGGAGGAUUCGGACAAUGAAAUGUUCUGAAUUGGUUAGAUUGAAGGAGCGGAAGUAAUAUUGCAUUUGGGUUGUUACCAUCUAUUUUUUAAAUGGCAGCUAUGAAAGUGGUUUUAUUGGAAAAAUGUAAUGUUUUAAAUGCAGGUUGCCCAACGUUAUAUGACUUGUACAGAUAUUGAGCGUCUUUGCUGUUUACAGUUAAUCCUAGCUGUGUCACAGUGCACUGUUUUAAUUUUAAUGAAAUUGCCCUUUAUAAAUGCAAGUUAGUUAACAUGAUUUUGCAGGGGGAGUCCAAGUUUGUUACCAUUAUUGUGUAAGGCAUAGAAUUUAAGUAAAAAUGUCCCAUGCUGACUGUUAUGUAGCGGUGACAUUUCAAUCUGGAUCGGAACCCAUACGCUAAAGGGGUUUAAAGUGCGGCACAACCUCAUUCGAUGCAAGCCUUUGACCUCUAACCCCCAGCACUUGCUUGUUUGUGUGUUGUGUAUAUAUUUUUAUGUGCAUACAUUUGUUAAGAGUUUGUAAUAAAGUACAUUUUUACAA